Molecule: messenger RNA, 2013 nt
Organism: Talaromyces amestolkiae
Lineage: Eukaryota; Fungi; Ascomycota; Eurotiomycetes; Eurotiales; Trichocomaceae
Exons: 14
Coding region: 1-2013 (670 amino acids)
Biological process (GO): tricarboxylic acid cycle; succinyl-CoA metabolic process
Cellular component (GO): mitochondrion; succinate-CoA ligase complex
Molecular function (GO): succinate-CoA ligase (ADP-forming) activity; ATP binding; metal ion binding
Source: RefSeq, a predicted model, not a curated record
AUGGCGGCCCCCGGAGAUCGCCGAAAGUCAGUUCUCAUCACAGGAUGCUCACCCGGCGGUAUUGGAAACUCCCUAGCACGCGAAUUCUAUCGCCAUGGUCUACGCGUCUUUGCAACUGCACGCGAUGCCCAGCACAUUCAAGAUCUGGAUGCGAUUGGCAUCGAGACGCUGAGCUUGGUAGUUGAUUCGGAGGAGAGUAUCAAGGCUUGUUUCGAAGAGGUUUCUAAGAGAUUGGAUACGAAGGGGUUGGAUUACUUGGUCAACAAUGCAGGACGAAACUACACCGUGCCGGCUAUGGAUGUGAACAUCGAGGAAGCGCGAUUAACAUUCGAAACGAACUUUUUCUCGGUGAUUCGAAUGUGUCAGACCUUCCUACCACUACUCAUAAAAUCGAAAGGAACUAUUGUGCAGGUUGGAUCUGUGGCUGGCAUAAUACCGUACGUCUUCGGCUCCGUCUACAAUGCGUCCAAGGCCGCUCUUCACUCUUGGAGUGAUACACUACGAAUCGAGCUCGCUCCUUUUGGUGUCAAGGUAACGACCGUCAUCACCGGUGGUGUCAAAUCCCGUAUAGCACGUACCGACCGCUCCCUCCCUCCCAAUUCUCUCUACCGUCCGAUCGACCCCGAAUACCAACGACGCACCAAACACAGCCAAGAAGGCGCAAUGCCGCACGAAGAAAUGUUCAGAUUCGCGCGAAGCAGGUCGAUCGCGACGGCUCUGAGAGCCACGGUUGAGCCAUCUCUUCAGACCAGAUUUGCUGCGCAACAAAAGAGACACCUUUCUAUCCACGAAUACCUCUCUGCAGAUCUCCUGAAAUCUUACGGCGUCGGUGUCCCCAAAGGCCAUGUCGCCCGCACUCCUGAAGAAGCCGAGGCUGUUGCAAAGUCAAUUGGUGGAGAUGACAUGGUCAUCAAGGCUCAGGUUCUUGCCGGUGGUCGUGGAAAGGGUACCUUUGACAACGGCUUGAAGGGAGGUGUUCGUGUCAUCUACUCCCCCACCGAAGCCAAGAUGUUCGCCGAACAGAUGAUCGGACACAAGUUGAUCACAAAACAAACCGGUGCCGCCGGCCGUCUCUGCAACGCCGUCUACAUUGUCGAGCGCAAGUUCGCCCGCCGCGAAUUCUACCUUGCCAUCCUCAUGGACCGUCAGACUCAAUCCCCCGUCAUCGUGUCCUCCUCCCAGGGUGGUAUGGACAUCGAGACCGUCGCCAAGGAGACUCCUGAUGCUAUCCGCACUACCCCCAUUGAUAUCAACACCGGUGUCACUGACGAGAUUGCCCGUAGCAUUGCUACCGACUUGGGCUUCUCUGCUCAAUGCGUUGAGGACGCCAAGACCGCCAUCCAGAACCUCUACAAGGUCUUCCUUGAGAAAGAUGCUACCCAGAUUGAGAUCAACCCUCUUACCGAGACUUCUGACCACCAGGUCCUUGCCAUGGAUGCUAAGCUCGGAUUUGACGACAACGCCGAGUUCAGACAGAAGGAGGUCUUUUCAUGGCGCGAUACUACCCAGGAGGAUGCCGAUGAGGUCAAGGCUGCUGAACACGGUUUGAACUUCAUCAAGCUUGACGGUGAUAUUGGAUGUUUGGUCAACGGUGCUGGUCUCGCCAUGGCCACUAUGGACAUCAUCAAGCUCAACGGUGGCAGCCCCGCCAAUUUCUUGGACGUUGGUGGUGGUGCUACCCCUGCUGCCAUCAAGUCUGCUUUUGAUUUGAUCACCAGCGACCCCAAGGUCACCGCCAUCUUUGUCAACAUCUUCGGUGGUAUCGUCCGCUGUGACGCCAUUGCCCAGGGUCUUAUCAACGUCGUUCGAGACAUGGGUCUCCGUACUCCCGUCAUUGCCCGUCUCCAGGGUACCAACAUGGAGCAAGCCCGCAAGCUGCUCGACGAAUCCAACCUUAAAAUCUUCUGUAUCGAAGACCUCCAGAGCGCCGCCGAGAAGUCCGUCCAAUUCUCAAAGGUCGUCAAGAUGGCUCGCGAUAUUGACGUGGGCGUCGAAUUUACUCUCGGUAUCUAA